AACUCUAGAGCACGCACCUGAACAAAAGCCCUGACGGAGAGGUAUGAGAGUAACGAAUGUGACAGCCUGACUCCCAGUGAACAGCAGGAAAACACUUGGAGGGUCUGGAUAUUUGCUGGAGCCGCGUUUCUUUGAGAAAAUGAGCAGUGUUCUUCCCUCGAGGAGGAUUGUGAACGACAAAGUGGGCUCCAGUGAAGAUGUAAUGUCAAGCUCUGUGACGGAGCAGAUCUCACAUCAAGACCCCGACAAGCAGACCAACAAGGAGACCCUCUCAUUCCUACUGCCCCUCCCUCAUCUUCAGUCAUCUUUACCUUCACCAGUCUCCCCUCCAUCAGAUCAGGCCUAUCUGCAGGCGGCAGUCAUCUUCCAGCAGCUGCGUGAGGAGAAGCCAGGCCCACUUCAGCCUCUGCGUUAUGGGAAGCAAACGGACACGCCGCUGCCCGAGGGCGGAGACAAACCCACACAGAGACGGGCCUACCAGCUCGCCUUCAACACGCUCAAAUACCAAGAUUUACUGGAGGACAUCAUCACUGACAGCUGCUUCCACACCUCGCAGCAAAUUUCCGCUGACUUGUUGCCCCUGGCGAUGGUGAUGCUGUUCGACUUCCAGGACCGAAAGUUUAUGUUGCGUGAACAAACAGCAAAGGAACUAGAAGAGCCUCUACAGGAAGUCAGGGAGCUGGAGAGGAGUCUGUACAAGCGUAAGACCAAGCUGGCAGCAUCUCUGGCUCGGUGCAGGGUGAAACUGAAUCUGCAGAGCAUCUCCUGCUUUCUUUCUGAUCCUGUCAGGACCAAACAGCACCGAGCAAAACGUCUGCCACUGUUCGCAUGGGUCAACACACUGAAGACCAGUGUGGAAGAAGUGUGUGAAGCGCUGCACGUUGCCGGCUUGUGUGAAGCUGAAGACCUGACUGACCUGAAGGACCUGGCGUUCUGCAGGGACUCGCUCUGUCCAGACACACUCGUCUUCUCCCGGCAGCUUCUCGCUCGGCUCCAGCACAGCAGCCUCACCGCCGCACAUGUACUGAACAUACAGGACAGGAGUGUGUGUGUGGCGGUGAGCGUGUUACGCCCCCUGCUGUUUGAUAACGGUGACGUCCUGGUGGUGGGGUCCUUCUCUGCUGUGACUGUGGCUCACGUAGCUGUGGUGGCCUCCGCCCGCUCAGGCCGAGUGCUGGUGUGUGGUGCUGAUCACACGUCCUCUCAGGUGGAGGAGAUUCAGGGCCUGCUCGGAGACAUGGACAUCAAGAAUGUGCGGAUCCUGUCGGAAGCAUUCUGUGGUCUGAACGAGUGGGACGCCGCCGUCCAGCGUCUGAAGGUCAUCCUAGUUCUACCUCAGUGUUCGUCCUCUGCCCUCAACGACCCCGUACCCACCAUGCACAGCGAACAUGGAAACUGGGAUCUGCUGUCAGACUUGUCUCACGGUUCUGUAGCCCGGAGCAAAAUACACGUGAUGGCCGCCCAGCAGGCACGACUGUUAGCGCACACCCUGACCUUUCCGAAGGUUCAGACGGUGGUUUACUGCUCACGUUCAGUUUAUCCUGAGGAGAACGAACAGCUGGUGAAAAGAGUGUUAGACAAAACACACACUCACCCCAAACUGCUGCCCUUCAGGGUGAACGGUCCAAUUUUCCCGGUUGACUCCGAGUCAGAAGACGCCACAGUAUCCAAGUUCUUCAGACUCGAACCCUCUCAGGUCACCAACGGCUGCUUCGCGGCCAGACUGUCCCGACAGGCUGAUCCCACUAAGGUGGAGACGGUGCAGGACGUGCUGGCAAGGGCGGCAGCGAAGGGCCUCCUGGGUGGAAUAUUACCAGAUCAACUAAAAAUGGGGAAAAAGGGGAAAAGCAGGAAGAACCGUGAGGCAGGGAGCGAGAGAGGUCCACCCGAAGAGGAGAAAGGUGAGGGGGAGGUCAAGGGUAAUGAGGAGGAAGAGGAGGGCAAAAGGGAGGAAGAUGGAGGAAAGAGGAGAGGGGUCAAAGGGCGCAAGCGAAAGCUCAAACAAGGACAAAAACAAAGCAAAGCUCCUGCAGACGCCAAGCAGCAGACUAAAAGCCAGAAAAAGAAACCAACGAAGAAAAAAGGCAACCAAUCACAUCCCACUAAACGUCCUUCAAAAAGCAAACAAAGACGAAUCCCUCGUCUCACGCUGACCUUGAUGUCCUCAGAGAAAACAUCCAACCAAUUGUCACCCAUCACAGCCCUGGCACACAGGCUGAGUGAGACUCCAGUGAUCGGGUCCCAACGGACGGUCUCCAGCGCCCCUUCCUCUGCUGGGAAACACCCCUCGCCUGCACCAACAGCUCCAUCCACCCCCCCUGCGGCCUCCAGGCAGCUGCAGGGACACAACACGCAGCCUGAGAGACAAGAGAAAACAUUGAGGGAUGGAGACAAAUCAGUGAGUCCGUUAAAGGCCCGGGGGAAAGUGGUCGGACCACAGGAAGUGAGGAGGGCUGCUAGAGGCUCUGUCCUUCCACCCAUUCCCUCCCCGUCCUCUGGAUCUCUACGCAGCAGGGCUGGUAGUUCUCCGUCCCACACGUCCCACUCUCACCACAAGAACAUGUCCACGUCCUCCUCCUCAGUCUCUCUGCCUGGAUUAUAGAGACGUGGACGUUAGACUCACUGAUGUCCACUUCAAUGACUCUGAUGCUACAGUCACUGGGAUCGGACAGAAAAACUAUUCCCAUCAAUCCAUUAUCUAUACCACUUAACCUUUGAGAGUCACCAAUCAAUACAUUGUUAAAUCACUUUCCAAGUAAAUGACAUUCAUGAAUUUAUAUACAGUAAAUUCAUAAUUAAAGCAUAUUCUAUUUAUUUUAAGUAUUUAAAAAGUUAAAUUAUUGUGUUUGAUUCUUGUGUUUUUUAUCUUCUCUUCAAGAGAUGCACAAAUAAAUUAUAACCCCUGUUUGCACCUUAUUAACUUAACCAAUAAAUAUAGUAAUAACGAUUGCUUUCUUUUUCUGUGCACCUUUAUGUAUUUAAACCUCCAUCGUUUCUCCAAGUGAAAUCCUCCUUGACAGCUCGUAACUUGUGUUCUGAGAUAUUUAACGGAACCAGAGUGAUUUGUUCUUGGAAUGUUUGAAUGAAUGAUGGUAAUCAUUUGUUUUUGGUUGAAUGUGAGGUUCUCUGUGUUGUUCCUUGUUUGAUGUAACUGAGGUAGCAGAUGUUUGAGUUUUGAGUUCAACCACAAAGUUUAUUGUUAUACCCCCAAAAAUAGAGUGGGUAGGUAGAGCAAAUGAUUUGAGCUUCUUCCUACUACUUUCGAGCAUGAGGCCAACAGUCCACUUUAAAACCACGUUAAUCCACUACAGCAGCAUUUUUAUUUGGACCACAUUGUACACAAUCAUUAAUAUCAGUCCCCU
Messenger RNA from Hippoglossus stenolepis (Pacific halibut), 3362 nucleotides. Its product is annotated as putative methyltransferase NSUN7. The coding region runs from base 140 to 2602 and encodes 820 amino acids. Gene Ontology annotation, molecular function: methyltransferase activity. NCBI's taxonomy places the organism in Eukaryota, Metazoa, Chordata, Actinopteri, Pleuronectiformes, Pleuronectidae. The record is from RefSeq and is a predicted model, not a curated record. The transcript has 13 exons.